Phacochoerus africanus (Common warthog) is the source of this 1118-nucleotide messenger RNA. RefSeq names its product growth-regulated protein homolog gamma-like. NCBI's taxonomy places the organism in Eukaryota, Metazoa, Chordata, Mammalia, Artiodactyla, Suidae. The record is from RefSeq and is a predicted model, not a curated record. Gene Ontology annotation, cellular component: extracellular region. Gene Ontology annotation, molecular function: chemokine activity; CXCR chemokine receptor binding. Bases 175 to 498 code for a protein of 107 amino acids. Gene Ontology annotation, biological process: antimicrobial humoral immune response mediated by antimicrobial peptide; cellular response to lipopolysaccharide; chemokine-mediated signaling pathway. The transcript is spliced from 4 exons.
CUUCCGGACCCAGGAAUGACCCGCGCGUCCGGGAAUUUCCCUGGCCCGGGGCUGCCAGCUCCAGUCCCAUCAGGAUAAAAGGCAUUCGCCCCGCUCAGGGAGCCACAGAGCCUGCUCCGCCAGCAUUCCCUCCAGCCCUCCCGCCGCAGACAGCCACCCUCCGAGCUAAGCCCCAUGGCCCGCGCCACCAUCGCCGCCUCCCCCUGCGCCCCGCGCUUCCUCCGCGCCGCGCUGCUGCUCCUGCUCCUAGUGGCCGCCGGCCGGCGCACAGCAGGGGCCCCCGUGGGCGGCGAACUGCGCUGCCAGUGCCUGCAGACCGUGCAAGGAAUUCACCUCAAGAACAUCCAGAACCUGAAGGUGACGCCCCCGGGACCCCAUUGUGACCAAACGGAAGUCCUAGCCACUCUCAAGAAUGGUCAGGAAGCUUGUCUCAACCCUGAAGCCCCCAUGGUUAAGAAAAUCAUCAAUAAGAUGCUAAACAAUGGCAGCGCCAACUGACCUAAAAGGAAGAAGCUUAUUGGCCGCAGUUCCUGAAAAGCCGUCUCUGCUCUUAUCUGAACUGAAAAUGAAGAGAACAGCUGGCAUACAUCAAGAAAGGACUUGAUGCGCUGGACUACUUUUUAUGAGUUCUAUUUAUUUAUACAUGUAUUUAUUUAUUUUUCAUAGCUCAUUAUUAUAAUAUUUGACAUGUUAGUAUUUAAAGAUGUGAAUGUUUAAUCAAUUCUGACUCAGUUCUGAUUGUUAUUUAAUACGAAGAUGAUGGAUUUUAAAUGUUUUAUUACUUAAUUAGCAUUUAUUUGGAGACCAUAAAGUGCCAGGCACAGUGGUGGGGGGGAGGGGAGGGGCGGGGAGGGAGUUCUCUCAAUCACAGGGUAAGAUCACUGUUGGAAUCAGGGGAAGUGUGUGCACCUCUAUUUUUGUACUUGUUUAAAAGAAUGCCAGUUGUUAUUUAUUGAAAUUAUUUCACAUUAUAUGGUCAGCACUUGUGUGUUGACGUUUCCCUUGGACAUUUUAUGUCUUGCUUGUAGGGCAUAGUGCCUUGUUAAAUAUUCAUUUUGCAAUGUUUCUCUUUGUUCUGGAACAGAGAAGUUAAAACUACUGUUACUUUUUUUUAAUGA